GCGAUGUGCGUCUUUCAGGCGUGACGUAUAAUCUAGUGGACGGUUCUUCAGAAACAGCUCGUCAACCACCUCGGUAGCUUGCUAGCCAACAUAGCCGAAAGAUCCAAGCUAUUUAUUCGCUUUCGGUGUAUAUUAGCUACUGUGUUUUAGACACACUUCGGUCGUAUCUACUUGUUAACCUAUUUAAUAUUACAUUAUUUUGUAUUAGUCAGCUAUAGUAGCUGGCUGGUUAAGUUAGCACUGGUCUAGUUGCUAAUGAUAGCUAGCUAGCAUCCCCGAACAUGAGCUCACUAAACUACUCGCCUCCUGUUAAAGAAGAGGGGGUCUGCUGGACGGAGAAAGAAGCUCUGGGGCUGAACAUUGUCAUGAAAGAGGAGGAUGUGACAGUAAAACAAGAAGUAGAGAUUGAGGCUGUGACAGUGAAAGAAGAAGAGAAAGAAGUUUCAGUGAAAGAGGAAGACGCGUUCAGAGUGAAAGAGGAGGAUGUGGCAGUAAAAGAGGAGAAAGAGGAUGCAUGUUUUGGAGUGAAAGAUGAGGAGGGGGAGAUGACUGUCACAUUGAAAGAUGAAGUCGAAGAGGAGGAGAAAGGAGAUAUGAUUAACACCAGAGAGAGACGGGACUAUCAUGGAUCCUCUGGGGAGACUCAACAACAACAUGAUGCUGACGAGGCAGAGCAGAGUCUCUCCACAUCAGAACAUCUCAAGAAACACCAGCAGAGACCCGCUAGGAAGAAAUCUAUUUGCUGCUCUGACUGUGGGAAACGUUGCAAAUCUUCAUCAGAUCUUAAAAUACACCAACGAGUACACACAGGAGAGAAACCAUACUGCUGCUCUGACUGCGGGAAAAGUUUCUCAAGAUCAAAUUCACUAAAAGUACACCUGAGAAUUCACACUGGAGAGAAAUCUCACCACUGUUUUGAUUGUGGGAAGAGUUACUUAAGAUUAAAAUCACUGAAAGUACACAUGAGAAUUCACACUGGAGAGAAACCUUACAGCUGUGAUCAAUGUGGGAAGAGUUUUACUCUAUCUAGCUAUCUGAUUAUACACCAGAGAACACAUACAGGAGAGAAACCGUACAGCUGUUCUCAAUGUGGGAAGAGUUUUACUCAGUCAAGCAACCUGUUAUCACACCAGAGAAAACACACAGGGGAGAAAUCUUAUAGCUGUACUCAAUGUGGGAAGAGUUUUACUCAGUCAAGCACCCUGUUAUCACACCAGAGAACACACACAGGAGAUAAACCUUAUUGCUGUGAUCAAUGUGGGAAGAGUUUUACUACAUCUAGCCAUCGGAUUGUACACCAGAGAACACACACAGGAGAGAAACCGUAUAGCUGUACUCAAUGUGGGAAGUGUUUUACUCACUUAUGCAGCCUGUUAUCACAUCAGAGAAAACACACAGGAGAGAAAUCUUAUAGCUGUACUCAAUGUGGGAAGAGUUUUACUCAGUCAAGCAACCUGGUAUCCCACCAGAGAACACACACAGGAGAGAAACCAUAUAGUUGUGAUCAAUGUGGGAAGAGUUUUACUUCAUCUAGCAGUCUUAUUGUACACCAGAGAACACACACAGGAGAGAAGCCUUAUAGCUGUGAUCAAUGUGAGAAGAGUUUUGUUACAUCUAGCCGUCUUAUUGUACACCAGAGAACACACACAGGAGAGAAGCCUCAUAGCUGUGCUCAAUGUGACAGGAGAUACUCUGAUAAAAGAUCUCUGAUCAAACAUCAGAAAAUACAUACAUGAAGGAGUUGUUUCAUGAUAUUAAUGAAAUAAUGUCACAAUGUAGAAUGCUUUAACAUUGUAGAAAGAGUGUUUUAAUUAUGUCACAAUCUAGAUGCCUAAUCGUUUGCCCCGUGUUCUAUUGAUUUCAGCCUGAUAUGGAUAUUCGACUCAGGGGGGAAAUCCAGGCUCUGAUUUGAAAGAGUACUAUUUAUGUGAUUUAACAAAAAGUGACUGACACAAAAAGAGCUGUGUAACACUUACCAUGUUGGUUACCCACUAGAAUCAAAAUGUAACACUUCAAAAUUUAGCGAUCUGCUUUAUACAAAUUGUCCUCUAACCAGGGAUGUACACAUUACUCCUAGAUUCCGUGAGGUUUUUGAGCUGUUAGUUUUAACAGGACGUGCAACCUUAUCUCCCCACUCUCACGCAAUUGAUUUCAACAUAUCGUUGAGUGAUGAAAAAUAAGUGUUGCGUUCCUUUGUUAAGCGGCCCCUACAUUUUAAAUGCAUCACUCCAAAAUGUAGCUGACUGUCUUCUGCAGGUUGUCCUGUAACCAGUGAGGUAAAAGAUAUCUCCCAUUUCCAUGUGUUUUUUUUUUAGCUGUGUUAGUUUCAACAUCACGUACAACCUACUUUACCCCCUAAUCGAUUUCAGUGAUUUAUUGCUACUUGUCAAAACAACAGCGUUUCUGGUGUUUGUGCUGUUUAUAAGGAGCUUGUUUAAAAAAUUCAAGUAAUAUGAUUGUUGCAGAUUUUUGUAUUAAGUGAAUUAUUGCCAAUACAUAUUCAUGUACAUUUGGUUUUGAUAUUUCAUAUUUACAAUUCAUGUAACAUUUAGUAAUCUUAACUAUCAUAAUUAUUUAUGCAACCAGCUGACCAUUUUUGGGUACAAUUAUAUUGACAUUGUUGCCCUGCUUUUAGAAUAUCAGGGUUCAUUCUCAGAUGUGCCAACUCAAAUGUACUAGAGCAUGACAUUGGGGACUGGGCCCCGAUCCAACAACAUGCCUAUCAAGUGAACCCUGAAAAAGAGAGAGAGAGGCUCCGCAGUGAGGUGGAAAAUUACUACGGAUAUUGCCGGAGUUUCCUCUUGAAAUCAGACAUGUUAGUUUUAAGGAAAACUUGCUGAUUGUCUCACGGGUGGGCACUCAAAAUGUUUGUGUUUUGCAUUUAGCCAGUGCGUUACCAUGGAUCACAGUUUAUUUUGACUGCACAUUUUUCCGUAUUAAAGAUGAGUGUUGUUUGGUUCUAGAAGCUAGUGAGUUCUAGAAGCUAGUGAGUUCUAGAAGCUAGUGAGUUCUAGAAGCUAGUGAGUUCUAGAAGCUAGUGGGGGAAAACAUUUUUUACAUUUGUUUUAAUUGUUGAAAGCCAGUCGACAUCGUGUUCAUAUUGUGGAAGGUGAAGCAUUGUGGUUGAUUAUAAUUUCAAAAUUAGUUUUAGGAUUCUAGAAAGAAAAAGGAGAGAACUAAUAUGAUUGUAUAUUAUUAUUUAGACAUGUUUUUUCUUGUUUUUUUAGUUGUUGACAGCCAGUAGACACCAUGUUUAUAUUGGUGAAGGUGAAGCAUUUUAGUUGAUAUUAAUAUGAAAUGGAAGUUGUUUUCUGUUGGUGAUGAGAACUUGUCCAACAAAAAUAUAGGAUAUAUUUGUUGUCUUAAGGGGGAAGGCUUUGGUUUUUCCAUUCAUGUUUUGAGGUUGGACUUUAGCCCGUAUAGCUCAUUAGCACUGUGAGGGAAUUUUCUGUUAAACCUUACUAAUGCUUGUGUAGUAAAAUAUAAUUCUUUAAGCCGAGGCAUUGGGCUUGAGAUUGGUAAAGAACCUAACUCCUAUAACAUAGAAAAGUGUGUUGAUGUAGGCCUGUUCUAACUAAAUCAAAUUGUAUUUAUGUAGCCCUUCUUACAUAGCAAAGUGUUGUACAGAAACCCAGCCUAAAACCCGAAACGGCAAGCAAUACAGGUGUAGAAGCACGGUAGCUAGGAAAAACUCCCUAGAAAGGCCAAAAGCUUGGAAGAAACCUAGAGAGGAACCAGGCUAUGAAGGGUGGCCGGUCCUCUUCUGGCUGGGCCGGGUGGAGAUUAUAACAGAACAUGGCCAAGAUGUUCAAAUGUUCAGCAUGGUUAAAUAAUAAUAUAAUAAUUACAGUAGUUGUCGAGGGUGCAACAGGUCAGCACCUCAGGAGUAAAUGUCAGUUGGCUUUUCAUAGCCGAUCAUUGAGAGUAUCUCUACCGCUCCUGCUGUCUCUAGAGAGUUGAAAACAGCAGGUUUGGGACAGGUAGCACGUCCGGUGAACAGGUCAGGGUUCCAUAGCCACAGGCAGAACAGUUGAAACUGGAGCAGCAGAACGGCCAGGUGGACUGGGGACAGCAAGGAGUCAUCAUGCCAGGUAGUCCUGAGGCAUGGUCCUAGGGCUCAGGUCCUCAGAGAGAGCGAAAGAAAGAGAAUUAGAGAGAGCAUGCUUAAAUUCACACAGGACACCGGAUAAGACAGGAGAAAUACUCCAGAUAUAACAAACUGACCCUAGCCCCCCGAAACAAACUACUGCAGCAUAAAUACUGGAGGCUGAGACAUGAGGGGUCAGGAGACACUGUGGCCCCAUCCGAUUCUAACUGUUCUGGGUGUGUAGAAUGAACCCAUGAUGUUCGGACACUCAGCCAAGAAUAUGGUAGAAACUGACUGGUUCCUCUUGAUCCUCCACAGAGUAAAGGUUAUAUCCUGCACACCAGUAACAUAGCUAUUGUUUUGGAGCCUGUUUUUGGGGAAAUAUUCUGGUGGAGAAAUCAGAAUUAGCUAAGUAACAAAGUAACAUGGAUAGUUAAGAUGUAUUACCUGCAGAAUAUGCUGAUAUGAACUAUUGACCUCUUGUUAUUAGAAUGUCUCCUUUCUGACUCUGGUGUUGGCGGCUGCACUCUCCCCCUCAAAUGGGCCUCAGUCACUUUGGGUCCAGAGAGGGGAGAUGUCAGGCUUAUCGAUCACAUGUCCCUGUUUGCUAGGCAGAAUAUCAGUAUCGAUCACAUGUCCCUUUUGCUAGGCAGAAUAUCAGCAUCAAUCACAUGUCCCUGUUGCUAGGCAGAAUAUCAGCAGAGAGUAAGGCAAAGGAGAUCUGAAUGAAAAAUUGUUUCCAUAUGUGAACUGUGUGUUUAUUGCAAACCAUGUGAAGGGAUGGUGUGAGUAAUGGGAACCAAUCACUUGUCUCCACAGUGUCUGUGCGCCGGUCACCUCCACCUAGGGGGAGAUUGUAUUUGGGGCCCGAGGUCUGGCACAGGAUAUGUGGGAUUGGUGUUUGGAACCAUUGUACGUCAUCUCUGAAGUUGCACCUAUCCUGAGAUAGUAUAUAACCCAGAAGCAAGCCUCCUUGUUAUAACAAGUCUUUUAAUAAAAGUAAAACCUUGAUUGAUUAUUAACUUAGCCUCUCAUUAUUUAUUAUGGGUAGAAUUUCCACCACAGCACGUAGGGCGAACCGAUUGGUAUCACCUCUUUAGUCAGAAUGUGUUACACCUGUGCUGUCCGUCUUGUUAGAGUUGGGUGUUGCAUCCAAUUGUUAAUAUUGUAAUCAAUGACAUUUCCUUAGUGUGCUCAUUAGUCUUUCAGUUGUUAAUCUUCUGUUUUUUAUCCUCUUAUGUUUGUUGUGUAGUAGAUAUUUCUGUUUAUUUUCAUUGUUUUUUUAAUACAUUUAUUCCUGUGAAGACAUUGUGUUGCAGCCAUGUCUGAAAUGUGCUGUAUAAAUAAAGCUUGAUUUAAUUUGAA
This is a messenger RNA of Oncorhynchus keta (chum salmon), 5452 nucleotides long. Its product is annotated as zinc finger protein 501-like. Gene Ontology annotation, molecular function: RNA polymerase II cis-regulatory region sequence-specific DNA binding; DNA-binding transcription activator activity, RNA polymerase II-specific. Gene Ontology annotation, biological process: regulation of transcription by RNA polymerase II. Gene Ontology annotation, cellular component: nucleus. The record is from RefSeq and is a predicted model, not a curated record. NCBI's taxonomy places the organism in Eukaryota, Metazoa, Chordata, Actinopteri, Salmoniformes, Salmonidae. Bases 282 to 1736 code for a protein of 484 amino acids. The transcript is spliced from 2 exons.